AAACCUCUCAGCUCAGAGAGAGCUCUGAGAGCCCACAAGAGCAACUGUUAGAGCAGAGAUAGAUAGAGAAACACAUAGAACUCCCUAACUGAGAAAUAUCACACCAAAAGUAAAAAGUCAAUUCAAAACAACAUUCAUCCAAAAAGGUCAAAACCUGACUGGAUAAGUAAUUUAAAACUGAGGGAAAAAAAUCAAGAUUAAUCUGUUGAUUAAUUUUGAUGCAUUUUAGGGAAUGAGUAUAAAGGACACUUUUGAUUUCUUCUGAAAAGACAAGUGGAUCUUUACUCAUCUCUGAGAGAAAAAGGAAAACAACGGGACAACUGGAGCACGAGAGUCAAAGGAGCAAGACAGAAAACAGCAUCUUCCUCGGCAUCAGCAGAAGUGUGCUGCGUUCCCUGAGCUGGGCUAAGUGAUUCCCUCCACCUGCGAGGCACCGCUCUGCCAGCGUGCACCCAGCCUCCCUGCACUCUUCACCAGCUACCAGCGCAGCCUCAGCCCUGUAGCUCCAGCACCAGCAGAGGAUGGCUGCAGCCAAGACCGAGAUGAUCCUCCCAGCCCUGCAGAUCUCAGAGCCUCUGAGCUUCCCUCACUCCCCCAUGGAUAACUACCCCAAGCUGGAGGAGGUGAUGAUGCUCAGCUCUGCAGGGACCCCCUUCCUCACUGCCUCCGCACCCGAAGGUGCAGGCUUCGGCUCUGGAGAGCCAGGAGAGCAGUAUGACCACCUUGCUGGAGAUACGUUACCUGAUAUCCCAUUCAACUGCGAGAAACCAGUGGGAGAGCAGACCUACCCCACCCAGAGGCUGCCACCCAUCUCUUACACGGGCCGUUUCACCCUGGAGCCCGCCACCACCUGCAGCAACAGCCUCUGGGCAGAGCCCAUCUUGGGCCUGUUCACUGGUCUGAUGAGUAACGUCGCACCCAGCUCCAGCUCUUCCUCCAUUGCCUCACAGACCACCUCGUCCUCCUCUUCAUCCGUCCCAUCCUCCUCCUCUUCCUCCUCCUCUUCUACCUCUUCCUCGUCUCAGAGUUCCAGCCUCAGUUCCUCCAUUCACCACAGCGAGCCCAACCCCAUCUACUCGGCUGCCCCCACCUACUCCAGCCCCAACUCUGACAUCUCAGACCAGGGCCAGGCUUUCCCCAGCUCGGCCGGAGCAGUGCAGUACCCUCCUCCUGCCUACCCCAACGGCAAGACUUGCAGCACUAGCUUCCCCGUGCCCAUGAUCCCUGACUACCUCUUCCCUCAGCAGCAGGGAGAGAUCAGCCUGGUGCCCCCUGACCAGAAGCCCUUCCAGAGUCAGUCAAGCCAGCCCUCCCUCACUCCUCUGUCCACCAUCAAGGCCUUUGCCACCCAGACUGGUUCCCAGGACUUAAAGAGUGUCUACCAGUCCCAGCUGAUCAAGCCCAGCCGCAUGCGCAAGUACCCCACCCGGCCGAGCAAGACGCCCCCACAUGAGAGGCCAUACGCCUGCCCUGUGGAGACCUGCGACCGUCGCUUCUCACGCUCUGAUGAGCUUACACGUCACAUCCGCAUCCACACAGGCCAGAAACCCUUCCAGUGUCGCAUCUGCAUGCGCAACUUCAGCCGCAGCGACCACCUGACAACGCACAUCCGCACUCACACCGGCGAGAAGCCCUUCGCCUGUGAGAUCUGCGGACGCAAGUUUGCCCGCAGUGAUGAGAGGAAGAGGCACACGAAGAUCCACCUACGGCAGAAGGACAAGAAAGCAGAGAAGGGGGGAGCAGUGGUGGUGACAGCAGCACCGGUGUCAGCUGCUUCACCUGCCUCCAGCUACCCCUCUCCCAUCACCUCCUACCCCUCUCCGGUGUCUUCUUACCCCUCUCCAGUCACCUCCUGCUACUCCUCUCCCGUCCACACUUCCUAUCCAUCUCCUUCCGUGGCCACCACCUACCCAUCAGUCUCCAUGUCCAGCACCUUUCAGUCCCAAGUCGCCUCCUCCUUCCCCUCCUCAGUCGCCUCCAACAUCUACAGCUCCCCCGUCCCCACCCCGCUAUCAGACAUGCAGACCACUCUCUCCCCAAGGACAAUCGAGAUCUGCUAAGAAAGAGCAAAGAGAAAAAACUUUUUUCAGUCUCUCCGCACCUCUCCUUCCUUAAGGUUCUUUGAGGGGAAACGAAAUCAGCAUCAAAAGACUUUGUUUUCCCCUCCAAAAAGCACUUUUCUGUCUGCUCCCUGUGCAGCGUUAGGUGAAUCUUGAGAUUUACCUGAAAGAGAGAAAAAGACACAUGUCAAGGACUGGGCAAAGACAAUAGAAGAUGAAAAGGGAUUUUUUCCUUCUCUGUAAAACAAAUGCAGCACUUCAAAUGCAUAUGGGACUCAACAGAUAGAGAGCAGUGACGGGUCUCUACUGUUUGCUAAACAAAAUCCAAGAGACAAACAGAUUGCCAGCAGUUGUGGUGCUAAGGCACGUUUGCCCUCGCAGGCACUCAUACAGUACAAAAGACAUUGAAUGAUAUACAUAAGCUACCAUAUAUGUAUAUUGUACAUGUGCCAUGUUUCGUUUUUAUCAUUCUUUGGUACCAUUGAUGUGAAAAAUUAUUUGCAUAUUUGCAUUGUAUUAUUUGAAGUGAGCAGGGCCAUAUUUUCUACAUACUUUCUCUAUUAUGUAGUGAUGAUGCUGUGAUACAUUUUGACAUUGUUUGAAAAAAAAAAAGCACUUAAGUAUUCAAGCAUGAGUAAGAGUGAUGUUAGUUUCUGUUUGUAAAUAUCAUCCACUGGUACUAUCUCUUUCUCUCUUUCUCACAUGUGACAUAUCGCUCGGUUAUAUGGAAAAAUAGAGAAAAGAAAAAAAAAACAUUCAAAAAAGAGAAAAAAAAAAACUAAACAAGACAAACGCUCCCGUUAUUUGGUGCCUUUUGUGAAGCCUUGCUGAUGUUGUGACUCGGCUGCGCGAGCAAGAGAGAGAGGAUGCACUGCAUCUCGCCUUAAGGGUUGAGGGAAUAUUUUUGUUACAGAAUGUAAGUCAUACUCAGAGGGAGGAGAAGGGACGAGCUAUGAGGGCACCGCUUCAUUUCAUUAGAAUGUAAGCAAAAAAGGAGAAAAAUUAUAAAGUAUAUUUUUGUAAAACUGAAAUGUAAAUAUCCACAUCUUCAAGAGCUGGAAUGUUGAAGUUACCUACUGAGUAGGCAUGGGAUUCUUUUGUAUGUUAUAUACAUGCAGUUCAUUAUUUUGUGGUUAUCUUUAAUUUGUAUUUGUGUUUGUUAAAACAAGUGACUGUUUCUGGCUUCUAAACACAUUGAAUGCGCUUAACUGCCAAUGGGAUAUUUGGUGUACAAGAUAUCCUCCCAGAAAUGAAAUAUAAAUAAAAAUAUGAAUAUAUAUGUA
Messenger RNA from Lates calcarifer (barramundi perch), 3343 nucleotides. RefSeq names its product early growth response protein 1-like. Gene Ontology annotation, biological process: regulation of transcription by RNA polymerase II. Lineage: Eukaryota; Metazoa; Chordata; Actinopteri; Centropomidae. The record is from RefSeq and is a predicted model, not a curated record. Gene Ontology annotation, molecular function: DNA-binding transcription factor activity, RNA polymerase II-specific; RNA polymerase II cis-regulatory region sequence-specific DNA binding.